Molecule: messenger RNA, 1437 nt
Organism: Anthonomus grandis grandis
Lineage: Eukaryota; Metazoa; Arthropoda; Insecta; Coleoptera; Curculionidae
Product: aspartate aminotransferase, mitochondrial-like
Exons: 7
Coding region: 86-1378 (430 amino acids)
Biological process (GO): biosynthetic process; amino acid metabolic process
Cellular component (GO): mitochondrion
Molecular function (GO): L-aspartate:2-oxoglutarate transaminase activity; pyridoxal phosphate binding
Source: RefSeq, a predicted model, not a curated record
AUAGGAAUUAAUAUAAAAAGUGUCAGUAAUUUGUCAAUUUAAAUGUUCGUCAUCAGCUUUCUUUUUAAGACUAAAUUAUUUAACUAUGUCGGCCAUAAAGAAAUCCAAACUGUUAUCUCUUAAACAUUUCCCAAAACGAGGGUUGGUGGGGUCUUUUAGCAGCUGUUGUAAACCCUCGGUGUUCGGUCAUGUGGAACAGGGUCCCGCCGACCCCAUUUUUGGGGUGGCGGAAGCCUUCAAGGCCGAUAAGAACCCCAAAAAGGUGAUGCUCGGGGUGGGAGCUUACAGGUCAGACGAUGGAAAGCCUUAUGUGCUGCCUUGUGUACGUAAAGCAGAGGAAAUUGUGUACAAAAAGUGCGGAAACCAUGAAUAUCUACCCAUUGCUGGUAUGCCCGAGUUCAACAAAGUGGCUGUUGAGCUGGCACUGGGGAAAGAUUCAUGUAUUUUAAAAGAAGGAUUAAACAUGACUGUGCAGAGUCUCUCUGGCACCGGCGCAAUAAGAUUAGGAGCUGCCUUCCUAGGAAUGUUCUAUAAAGGAAACAAGGAAGCAUACAUUUCUAACCCUACAUGGGGCAACCACCGUAACGUCUUUUUACACUCAGGCAUACCAUGGAAAUACUACACUUACUAUGACCCCAAGACCAUCGGGUUGGAUUUUAAGGGAAUGUCCGAAAACCUCUGCUGCAUUCCAGAUGAGUCCAUUGUGGUGUUCCAUGCGGUGUCCCACAAUCCCACUGGCGUAGACCCCACCCCAGAACAAUGGAAAGCCUUUUCACAAAUCUGUAUGCAAAAAAAGCAUUUUCCUUUCUUUGAUAUGGCUUAUCAAGGUUUUGCUUCUGGGGAUCCUGAACGGGAUGCUAAAGCAGUAAGAAUGUUUAUAGAUGAUGGGCAUCAAGUGGCAGUAGCACAAAGUUUCGCCAAAAAUAUGGGCCUGUAUGGUGAGAGAAUUGGGGCAUUUACCUUCACAUGCAGAUCCAAGGAAGAAGUGGCCAAAGUAUUAUCACAAAUGAAGAUCGUUAUAAGGGCCAUGUAUUCUAAUCCACCCACAUUUGGGGCCAGAUUAAUCACUGAAAUCCUAGGCAAUCCUGAAUUAAAGUGCUUAUGGCUUCAAGAUGUUAAAUGUCUUGCUGAUAGGAUAAUGAGUUGUCGACAGAAGUUAGUGGAGGCCCUAAAGAAGGAAGGAUCUAAAAAAGAUUGGAGUCAUAUCACUAACCAAAUUGGAAUGUUUAGCUUUACAGGUUUAAAACCUGAGGAAGUGAAAAAAAUCAUAAAAGAGUUUGCGGUAUACAUGACAGCAGAUGGGAGAAUAUCUAUCGCAUCCCUAGGAAGCCCUAAUAUAGAUUAUGUGGCAAAAGCAAUGCAUGCAGUCACAAAGUAAUGCUCCAAUAUUUUUUUAAAAUUUUGGUCUAAUGGGAAAUAUAUAAUAUUUGUCCAAAA